Molecule: messenger RNA, 896 nt
Organism: Oncorhynchus mykiss (rainbow trout)
Lineage: Eukaryota; Metazoa; Chordata; Actinopteri; Salmoniformes; Salmonidae
Product: FGF2
Molecular function (GO): growth factor activity
Source: RefSeq, marked provisional
AACAUUUCAGCGCUUAAGAGUGGAGGAAGAAGACGAUGGAAGGUGGAACACACGAAUCCCCAUCCAAACUACACUCGAAUAUCAACUAUUAGCACUUUCUUAAAGGAACGAGAAGAGGCCAGUGAGGGGUGGACCUUGCUGUCGCGGCUAACAAGCUCCUUUCCAAGUGCUGCUAGCGCUUAGAUUCCUCUCUGCUUGGGAGUAGAGGGCAUGCUGCACCAGAGGGGUGUUCUCAAACAAACUAUCUGACCCUGGGGGUUAACUAAAAUCAGGCUCUGUGAGGCUCGCUGGGGAAGGGAGGGGACAGCAGUUAGCAUAAGGCUACUGUGGGGCUGCUGCACUGGUAGCACACAGCAGCAGCAGGGUAGAGGAUAGAGGGAAGAGGAGAUGGCCACAGGAGAAAUCACCACUCUACCCGCCACACCUGAAGAUGGAGGCAGUGGCGGCUUCCUUCCAGGAAACUUUAAGGAGCCCAAGAGGUUGUACUGUAAAAAUGGAGGCUACUUCUUGAGGAUAAACUCUAACGGAAGCGUGGACGGGAUCAGAGAUAAGAACGACCCCCACAAUAAGCUUCAACUCCAGGCGACCUCAGUGGGGGAAGUAGUAAUCAAAGGGGUCUCAGCCAACCGCUAUCUGGCCAUGAAUGCAGAUGGAAGACUGUUUGGAGCGAGACGGACAACAGAUGAAUGCUACUUCAUGGAGAGGCUGGAGAGUAACAACUACAACACCUACCGCUCUCGAAAGUACCCUGAAAUGUAUGUGGCACUGAAAAGGACUGGCCAGUACAAGUCAGGAUCCAAAACUGGACCCGGCCAAAAAGCCAUUCUCUUUCUCCCCAUGUCGGCCAGACGCUGAGCUCAUCUUGUCGUACCAAUCUUAAAGUCAGCCUGGCUGCA